Cuscuta epithymum is the source of this 2055-nucleotide messenger RNA. NCBI's taxonomy places the organism in Eukaryota, Viridiplantae, Streptophyta, Magnoliopsida, Solanales, Convolvulaceae. The record is from the annotation of a GenBank genome assembly.
UCUUCGUUCAAAAAGCCCAGACGCCGCGAUUCGCGCGCGUUUCGGUGUUUCACAAACGACGUCGCAUUGGUUGCUUCUCGAUCCCCCCGAACUCUGUUGAAAGUAGAUGUUGAUGGGGUUCUUGGGAGAAGAAAAGUGAAGAAAUGCAGAAGGCCAAUAAAGUUGCAGUAAUUUUGUUAAUAUUUUUCGCUGGAUUUUUCCUUCAUGCUAGAGGUGAAGAGGCUUUCGAUGUUCGGAAACAUCUAUCUACUGUAUCAAGAUAUGGUGUUGUGAAGGAUAUCUUAUCAGAAGACUCGAUUAUAGCUCCGGAAAUUCCCAAUGAAUGCACCCCUAUACACAUAAACCUCGUGGCGAGGCAUGGCACUCGUGCUCCAACAAAGAAAAAGAUAAUGGAGUUAGAUGGCUUAGCAGACCACUUAGAAGUCCUCGUGAAAAAUGCAAAAGAAAAAAGGAAAUCUUUAGAAAAAGUUCCUGGCUGGAUGCGUGUAUGGAAAUCUCCAUGGAAGGGAAAGCGUACAGGUGGAGAACUUAUCGCUGAAGGAGAAGAUGAACUAUACAAUCUUGGGGUAAGAAUCAGAGAGUAUCUUCCAGACCUCUUUAACGAGGAAUAUCAUCCUGAUGUUUAUACAAUCAAGGCGUCACAGGUACCUCGGGCAUCAGCUAGUGCUGUGGCCUUUGGCAUGGGUCUCUUUAGUUCAAGAGGCAAGCUUGGGCCAGGCAAAAAUCGAGCAUUUGCAGUUAUCAGUGAAAGCCGUGCGAGUGAUAUAAUUCUCAGAUUUCAUGAUUGUUGCCAAAGCUACAAGGGAUUCAGAAAAAGUCAACAACCCACUCUUGACAAGCUCAAGGAGCCUGUCUUGAAUGAAAUUACUCAGGAAUUUAUAAAAAAAUAUGGGCUUAAUUUUACUCGGCAAGAUAUAUCUUCCUUAUGGUUUCUAUGUAAGCAGGAAGCGUCCUUAUUAAACAUCACUGGUCAAGCUUGUAGUCUUUUCAGUCCAACUGAGGUUUCUCUCAUGGAGUGGACUGACGACUUGGAACUGUUCAUAAUUAAAGGCUAUGGUAAUUCAUUGAACUACAGAAUGGGAGUGCCAUUGCUUGAAGAUGUGGUUCAAUCUAUGGAACAAGCAAUCAAGGCUAAAGAAGAAGGACAUGCUCCUGGAAGUUAUGAAAAGGCAAGGCUACGUUUUGCUCAUGCAGAAACCUUGCUUCCCUUUUCAUGUUUGAUAGGACUAUUUCUUGAAGAAUCUGAAUUCGAACGAAUUCAAAGAGAAGAAGCAUUGCAACUUCCUGCUAAGCCUCCCCGGAAGAGAAACUGGCGGGGAAGUGUAGUCGCACCUUUUGCCGGAAAUAACAUGCUAGUACUGUAUAGCUGCUCCACACCACAGGAGUCGAACAAGUACUAUGUACAUGUGUUGCAUAAUGAACAUCCCAUUCCGAUGCCAGGCUGCAAUGGAUCAGCUUUUUGCCCUUUUGAAGUAUUUAAGAACCGAAUAGCUGCUUCUCACUUGAAACAUGACUACAACGCCCUUUGCAAUGCAAUCCCCAGCGCUGAGACCCAGACUGUGUGGUCAAGAGUUUUUGGAUGGCUUUUCUCAUCAAGUAACACUGCCACGCCAACCUCGAAGGUUGAACUAUAGAUUCUUUUUUGAAGCAUAGUGGCUGACCAGUAGCUGACCUGAUCCGAGGAAGUCUUAUUUUAACUGUUGGGUGAUCUUAUUUUGAAAGUGCAACUGUGGAGGAUUAGAAACAACUACUCUGUUAUGCUGGGAUACAUCAUCAUAUCAUAUUUUAUUUUAUGGUCAUAAUAACUUGUGCUGAAGCUUAAUGAAAUUAAAUUAUGAUCCUCCUUUUUAACUCUCUUGAGAUCCCUGUAGCGGUUGUAGAUCUUGCUCUCUUACGUCAUAACAUCAAUUUUAGUUGAUGUUGGGAAAAUGCAUGUGUUUUUGGUUCAGUUGCACAUGAUUAGUACGAAGACAUUUAUUAUAAAGAUAUAUAGAGUGAAUGACUAGUAAUAUCUUUUUUAUGAGUUAUCAUUAUUCCUUUCUCGUGAAAGAGACC